This is a messenger RNA of Gossypium arboreum, 4425 nucleotides long. RefSeq names its product TMV resistance protein N-like. The record is from RefSeq and is a predicted model, not a curated record. Gene Ontology annotation, biological process: defense response; signal transduction. Lineage: Eukaryota; Viridiplantae; Streptophyta; Magnoliopsida; Malvales; Malvaceae. Gene Ontology annotation, molecular function: ATP hydrolysis activity; ADP binding; protein binding. The transcript is spliced from 7 exons. The coding region runs from base 465 to 4169 and encodes 1234 amino acids.
ACUCAUCUAUCAUCCCCCAUUUUGCACACCUACGCGUUUUCGUUUGGAAGAGAAAAAAAAAAAAAAAGGGAAAUGUAUAGAGAAAUUGCUUACAAAAAUCUUCGUUGUUUCCUUGAAAUUUGAUCUGUUUUUCUCCUCCUUCGUGUAGGAUUGUAGAUUAGGUGAUACUUAUAUCAUUAAAAGAGACAAGUUUAGUCUUGAUUAAUGAUUGUAGGCUCCAUUUUGUCGACUCUCACCUUCUUAGAGUCUUCCUGGAAAGAGCAUCUAUAACCCCGAAUUUCCACACCUACUCCCUUCCAUAGCUAUUAUUAUACUGAUACAUUCAUUUCGGAAACUAAAACAGAAAUUUCGUACACAAGUCCUUUGCUUUUCCCUUGAAUUUCCACGUACACCUACUCCCUUCCAUAGCUAUUUUCUGUUUUGAACUUUACAUCCACAUAUUUUUUUUCUUCUCAUACAUCCUCAUGUCGUUAUUACUUUCGACUUCCUCAUCCGUUUCUAGAAACAAGUACGAUGUGUUCUUGAGUUUUAGAGGUGAAGAUACCCGCAAGAGCUUUACGGAUCAUCUCUACGAUGCUCUAAAUAGAACUGGGAUCGUCACUUUUAGAGAUGAUCCAAAGUUGGAGGCUGGUGAAGAGAUCGCACCGGAACUCUUGAAAGCAAUUCAGCAAUCAUGGUGCUCGGUAAUCGUUUUUUCCGAGACCUAUGCCCUUUCUGGUUGGUGCUUGGAGGAGCUUGCGGAGAUUGUUAAACAAAAAAAUGGCAAGGCUCAUAAAGUAUUUCCAAUUUUCUACCAUGUGGAUCCAUCCGAGUUAAGAAAACAAAAAGGAAAAGUUGAAGAAGCCUUUGCCAAACAGGAAGAAAGAUACAAGGAAGAUAAAGACAAGAUCCAAAAGUGGCGAAAUGCUUUGACUGAAGUGGCUAACAUCUCGGGAUGGCAUUUAAAUAAUAGGCACGAAUCAGAGUUUAUUGGAGACGUUGUUAAGAAGAUAUCAGCAAAAUUAUGUCAGACAUAUCCGGUUGUUCAUGAUGAGUUGGUUGGAUUUAGUUUACGUUUGGAGGAGUUGUAUUCGAAAAUAAACAUUGGGGAAGACGAUGUUCGCAUUAUAGGAAUUUGCGGAAUGGGUGGCAUCGGUAAAACAACUCUUGCAAAAGUUGCUUACACUCAAAUGUUACCUCAUUUCGAAGGUAAAUGUUUUCUUGCUGAUAUUCGAGAAGUUUCAAACAAACAUGGACUUGUUUCUUUACAGAAACAACUUCUUUCUCAAAUCUUUCCGGAUGAAUGCUUCAAUUUUUUCAAUGUUCAUGAAGGGAAUGCCAUAAUUAGCCGCAAAUUGUCUAGAAAAAAGGUUCUUGUUAUUCUUGAUGAUGUUGAUAACAUACAACACUUGAAAUACUUGGUUGGAAGGCGUGAUUGGUUUAGUUUAGGGAGUAGGAUUAUUGUAACAACAAGAGAUGAACAUUUGCUCCGAUCUUAUCGAAUCGAUGAUGUGUAUAAGCCUACAACAUUGAAUCCCGACGAUGCGCUUAGGCUUUUCAAUUUGAAAGCUUUUGAUAGUGAUACAAUGCUGAAAUAUAGUUUUAUUGAGAUUUCUAAACGUGUUGUACGUUAUGCUGAUGGCCUCCCCUUAGCUCUUGAAGUUUUGGGUUCAUUUUUCCGCGGUAGAGAUACAAUUCAAUGGAGAAGUGCAAUUGAAAGACUUGAACAAGAUUCUAACAAAGAAAUUCUUGACACACUAAGAAUUAGCUUUGAUGGAUUGGAAGAAAGGGAGAAGAAUAUUUUUCUAGAUAUAGCAUGCUUUUUCAAUGGGGAGGAGAAAGAUUUGGUAAUGAAAGUAUUGGAUGGUUGUGAGUUUUUUCCCGAUAUUGGAAUCGAUGUUCUCAUUAAGAAAUCUCUCAUAAAAGUCAGUGAUGACAACCGAUAUUUGCAUAUGCAUACCUUGGUGCAAGAAAUGGGAAGAAAAAUUGUUGAAGAAAGAUGUAUUAAUGAACCUGGAAAACGUUGUAGAUUGUGGAAAGAAAGAGAUGUCCAUCAUGUCCUAACAAAAAACACGGCUACCGAAGUGAUUGAAGGUAUGAUCAUCGACAAUAAAAGGGAACUGAGUAAGAUACUCAAUUUGAGUGUCGAUACAUUCUCAAAGAUGAAAAAUUUGAGAUUGCUCAAAGUGCUUUGCCUAUCAAAUUGUGAUGAUCUCAAAUAUCUUUCUAAUGAACUACGGCUUUUAGAUUGGAAAGGGUGUCCUUUAAGAUACUUGCCUUCAAGCUUCCAACCAGACAACCUUGUCGCACUUCCUUUACCAUAUAGUCACAUUGAACAACUAUGGAAGGGAAAUAGACCAUUGUAUAAGUUGAAAAUGAUCAACCUUAAAGGGUCCCAAAACCUGAUCAAGACACCAGACUUCAAAACAGCACCAAAACUUGAAGCUUUAAUUAUGGAAGGUUGUAUCAGAUUGGUAAAUGUCCAUCCAUCAAUCGGAGUGCUUAAGAUGCUUAAACUUUUGAAUUUAAGAGACUGCAAAAGUCUUAGGAAUCUUCCAACCAGAAUUGGAAUGGAAUCUCUUGAAACAUUAAUUCUUUCAGGUUGCCCAAAUCUUGUAAGGUUUCCGGAGAUUGAUGGGAAAAUGGAACAUCUAAAAACUCUUGAUCUUUCUAGUUGUUAUAAAAUUGAAUAUUUGCCAGUGAACUUGCAGCAAAUAGAGUUUUUGGAAAAGCUUGACUUGAGUGAAACAAGCAUAACAGAGCCACCAUCCUUCAUUUUUCAUUUGAAAAAUCUUAAAAUUCUAUCUUUCAAUGGGCGCAAGGGACCAUCGUAUAAGUCACGACCAAAUUUACCUUCUCUUUUCAAGGUAAUCCAAGGAAGAAGGACGAAUCCCAUGGCUCAGAUGUUGCCUUUGUUGUCAGGUUUGAGUUCAUUAAGAAGCCUAAAUCUAAGGGACUGCAAUCUUUGUGAAGGAGAUAUUCCACGUGAUUUUUCUGGUCUAUCCUGUUUGAUGAUUCUUGAUCUUAGUGGUAACAAUUUCAUCAGCAUACCUGCAUCUCUUACUCGGCUCUCGAAGCUUUGGUUUCUUGAUUUGUCAAAUUGCAACAUGUGCACUCUUGGUGAAGCAGAUAUUCAUGGUCUAUCCUCUUUGAGUCAUCUUUAUCUUAAGGGUAACAAUUUCAUCACCAUUCCUUUGGCUCUUACUCAACUUAGCAGGCUUAAAUCGCUUGAAUUAUCAUACUGCACAGAGCUUAAAUCCUUGCCUGAGCUUCUAACAACUAUAGCAGAUGUGAUUAUAGAUGGUUGUGCUUCACUUGAAGUAGUUGCAAGUCCAUCAAAAGUAUGCAACUUAGUGGAUGAGGCUCUCGUUUAUGCCAUUAACUGCUUCAAAUUGGCUGAGAAUAUCAAUGCAUUAACACUGCUCAGAAAACAUCUUAAGGCUUUUGCAAAUUCAAGAAAAAUGUUUGCUAUUCUUAUGCCCGGAAGUGACAUCCCAGAAUGGUUUAGCCAACAAAAAAGUGACUCUUCAAUUAAGAUACCCCUUCCGAAAGAUAGUCAAUGGAUUGGAGUUGCUUCUUGCUGCAUUUUUAUCAAUAAUGAUUCUUCAAGAGAUUACGAGAUUAUCAGUUGUUGUGCAUGUAUCAAUUUCAGAAAUUCUGAACAAGCCAGCCGUGAUGGAUCUAUUUUUCGAGGUAGAAAUCGUAGAAUGAUUGGUGGGACAGGCUGGCAGGUGGGGCCCAUAAUAAAAGAUCACCUUUUUCUUCAUUAUUGGUCGCGUGAUCAACUAUAUCCAAUUUCCAUAGAGUAUAAAUAUGGUCAUUGUGAAACCAAUAAUUUAUGGGCAACAGAUUGCUUAGAUCAUAAAUGCGAUGAGCUUGAGCUGUCUUUCUCAGACCUAGAUGUUGAAGACAAUGCUAAGGUGAAGAAGUGUGGUGUUAGAAUAGUGUAUGAGAAAGAUCUGGAAGAAAUAAAAGAGUUGCAGUGCCAUACCACUCAAUUUUCUCCAAAUUUUGAACACACCCACCAACACUCUAUUCACAACGAUGGAUCAGUAGAUAACACUUCUCACAUAAAACGAAAAGCUAAUAUCUACGAUGAAGCGGAGGAAGAAGGGCCGCAACCGAAACGGAUGCAGAAGUUUUUCAAUUUUAUAAUGGGCCAAUCGGGGAAGAAGCAUUUACUGUGGUAAUCCCCAACCAUAGUGGGUUUGGAGCUGUGAGGGAAUUCAGAGUGGCCACCCGUUAUGAAAGUUUGAUUUUCUUCUGGUGAACCGGACAUCCUUUUAAUUAUGUUUGAGGUUUUAGGCUUUUAAAUGUAAUAAGGCCGCUUAUUUAUUUUUGGUGGUUUUUAAUAUGUAUUACUAAGAUAGGUAAUACUUAUUUUAACUGUUGAAAUUGGAUAGCUUUAGGGCUCGUUUUCAAAAACAACAGUUGAUUUCAAAAUAA